Molecule: messenger RNA, 971 nt
Organism: Ceraceosorus bombacis
Lineage: Eukaryota; Fungi; Basidiomycota; Exobasidiomycetes; Ceraceosorales; Ceraceosoraceae
Source: the annotation of a GenBank genome assembly
AUGGCAGCACCGGUACUGCUCGUGCGACGUCCAUCACCUGAACUGGCCAAAGGCUUGCUCACACACAUCAGCGAUGAUCGAGCAUCGCUAUCCAAUGGGCUAGCUUCGCAGCAGUGGCAGGAGUACACUGACGUCUUUCGAGCGCAUGGCUGGGACGUUCGAGAGGUACAAGCAGCGGACGAGUGCCCGGAUGGAGUUUUCAUCGAGGACGCCCUACUAUGGCUGACCGAUUUCAGUGAGAAGGCGGAUCAAGGCGCUGCAAUCAUCCUCACGAACACGCCUGCACCAUCCCGCGCCAAGGAGCUCUCUACGGCACAAGCUUGCGCAAAGACGAUCGCUACUGCCCAUGGUGCCAAGCUGUACAGCCUGAAAGAGAUUGGAGGAAGCGAAGCUCACCUCGAGGGUGGAGACGUGCUCAAAGUUGGACGCGUUGUCUACGUCAACUCUGGUGGUCAUCGGACAAACGAGGCGGGGAUUUGUGCGCUGAGAAGUAUUGCAGAGCCUAUAGGAUAUUCCGUCGUCGGCAUUCCGAUUCAAGGUGCUUUGCAUCUCAGUGAGUAGGGCCGCAUACACCUCAGCUAGACGCUAGCAGCCUGUUCACGUCCAUCCUUGGGAUCGUGCAGAGAGUGCAGUGACGGCACUGCCUGAUGGCACCGUCAUCGGUCACAUGCCUGGCUUGCAAGCGUUCUUCAAGCCAUAUCUGCAAGUCCCGGAGGUGCGUUCGAUGCUUGUAAGGUCCGAGUCGUGAUUUGCACACUUGGAAUGUCCUCACCUCGUGUCUGUCUCCAACGCAGCCCGAAGGGGUGGCUGUGGUGCAUCUGAGACCUUACGAGGCGCUCGCAAGUGCGCACGACGACCAAGCGGAGGCUCAUUUGGUCAUGUCUUCGUCAGCGCCGAGGACCACAGCGCUGCUGGAAAGCUUGGGGUGGAAAGUGACCACGACAGAUGUGACCGAGUUCGAGGUGAGAUAG